Quercus lobata is the source of this 813-nucleotide messenger RNA. RefSeq names its product cation/calcium exchanger 5-like. Lineage: Eukaryota; Viridiplantae; Streptophyta; Magnoliopsida; Fagales; Fagaceae. The coding region runs from base 94 to 813 and encodes 239 amino acids. The record is from RefSeq and is a predicted model, not a curated record. Gene Ontology annotation, molecular function: monoatomic cation transmembrane transporter activity. Gene Ontology annotation, biological process: transmembrane transport; monoatomic cation transport. The transcript has 2 exons. Gene Ontology annotation, cellular component: membrane.
ACAAGACUGCGAGAUCGGAGAGGUUUCGAGGAAUUUGGAGGAAGUGAAGCCAAGGUUCGGGUUCUGUCGAGCUCUUGGAAUGAUCUCAAAAGCAUGGGAACUUCUGUCAUGUUUCUAUUAAAGCUCACUAUUCCUCAAACCACACCUUCAGAAUGGAGCAGGUUCUAUGCAUCAGCCAAUAUUGUUCUCUGCCCCCUAGCUCUUUUAUAUGCUUGCAAUUCAUUCAUGCCAUUUGAUCAUCCAAUUGUUUUUCUCCCUCCCCAAACCCAUUUCCCUCUCUGGUUUAUAUUACUAUUUGCUAGCUCCUCGCUUGCAGUGCUUCACUUCAUAAUAGAAAAAGAGCCCCCAAAAACUGAGCAGAUACCUAUGCCGCUCAUAGCAUUUGUCAUGAGUGUGUUCUGGAUAUCCACUAUUGCUGGGGAAUUGCUGAACUGCCUUGAAGCACUUGGAUCACUUCUUGAAUUGCCGCCAGCAUUUCUUGGGCUCACAGUACUUGCAUGGGGAAAUUCAGUGGGGGAUCUAGUUGCCGAUGUGGCAGUUGCCAAAGCUGGUCAGCCUGCAAUGGCCAUGGCUGGCUGCUUUGCUGGGCCAAUGUUUAACAUGCUUGUUGGGCUUGGAACAGCUUUGGUGAUACAAACUGCCGAUGUUUAUCCAAAUGCUUAUGAGCUCCAUUUUCAUUUGGGAAUUGUGACUGCAUUUGUCUUCCUGUUACUGAGCUUCAUGGGGUCUCUACUGGUGAUUAUUUGGUGCAGAUUCCGGGUGCCUGUACCUUCAUGCUCAUCUGAACAUGCCUUGGUUGGCUUUUCAAACUAG